Micropterus dolomieu (smallmouth bass) is the source of this 685-nucleotide messenger RNA. RefSeq names its product protein NLRC3-like. The transcript has a single exon. The record is from RefSeq and is a predicted model, not a curated record. The annotation marks the transcript as partial. NCBI's taxonomy places the organism in Eukaryota, Metazoa, Chordata, Actinopteri, Centrarchiformes, Centrarchidae.
AGCAGCCUCAGUGUACUCAGGAGUGUUCACACAGAUCUUUAAAGAGGAGAGAGGGCUGUACCAGGACAAGGUCUUCUGCUUCGUCCAUCUGAGCGUUCAGGAGUUUCUGGCUGCUCUUCAUGUCCAUCUGACCUUCAUCAACUCUGGUGUCAACCUGCUGGCAGAAGAACAAACAACCUCCCAGAAGUCUGAAAUAAGAAAAGUUGAAUCUGUAGGGAUGCAGCUCUACCAGAGUGCUGUUGACAAGGCUUUACAGAGUCCAAAUGGACACCUGGACUUGUUCCUCCGCUUCCUCCUGGGACUUUCACUGCAGACCAAUCAGACUCUCCUACGAGGCCUGCUGACACAGAAAGGUAUUUGCUCAGAAACUAAUCAGGUAACGGUCGAGUAUAUCAAGAAAAAGAUCGAAGAGACUCCCUCUACAGAGAAAAGCAUCAAUCUGUUCCACUGUCUGAAUGAACUGAAUGAUCAUGCUCUAGUGGAGAAGAUCCAACAGUCCCUGAGUUCAGGAAGUCUCUCCACAGAUAAACUCUCUCCUGCUCAGUGGUCAGCUCUGGUCUUCAUCUUACUGUCAUCAGAAAAAGAUCUGGACGUGUUUGACCUGAAGAAAUACAAUUACUGUGCUUCAGAUGAAGAACUUCUGAGGCUGCUGCCAGUGGUCAAAGCCUCCAAGAAAGCUCUGUAA